Messenger RNA from Manihot esculenta (cassava), 1168 nucleotides. Its product is annotated as PRA1 family protein F2. Bases 230 to 832 code for a protein of 200 amino acids. Lineage: Eukaryota; Viridiplantae; Streptophyta; Magnoliopsida; Malpighiales; Euphorbiaceae. Gene Ontology annotation, cellular component: endoplasmic reticulum; Golgi apparatus. Gene Ontology annotation, biological process: vesicle-mediated transport. The record is from RefSeq and is a predicted model, not a curated record. The transcript has a single exon.
CAUCUCCUGUCCAGCUAAGCUCAUCACAGGACACCUCCAGCGACGAAAAGCGACACCGUUUCAGACCCAUAAAUUGAUAAAAUUAGCGUUCAAAAUUGGAAGAUACGAAGCACAGGCACGCCUUCUCUUCGACUCUCCCCGCAGAAAGAUCAGUUGGAAUGCUUUGAGCCACCUCUCACUCUGAAACAAUUGCAACUUCUUCCUUGAUUUCUCUGACCUAGGGUUUCUAAUGUCUGCACCUUCUCGCGCCCCCUUGGGCUCUCUACCCUCGAUCGCUAACCCUCCCACCUUAGUCUCUCGCGCCACCAACACCGCCUCUACCACUUUCUUCGCUACCCGCCGACCAUGGCGCGAGCUCAUCCAGUUCUCUUCCUUCACGCGCCCUUACUCCUUCGGCGAAGCUAUCCUUCGCAUAAAGCGCAACCUUGUAUACUUCCGCGUGAAUUAUACGAUGAUCAUUCUCUUUAUUCUCUUUCUUAGCCUUCUAUGGCAUCCAUUAUCCAUGAUUGUCUUCUUAAUUGUCUUCGUAGCUUGGUUUUUCCUCUACUUCUUCCGCUCCGAGCCGAUCGUUGUUUUCCACCGCACAAUUGAUGAUCGUGUGGUGCUGAGCGUCCUGGCGGUUGUCACUAUUGUAGCCUUGGUUCUCACUGACGUCUGGUUGAACGUCUUGGUUUCCAUCUUGAUUGGGUUUGCAAUUGUUGUCUUACAUGCUGCAAUUAGAGGCGAUUUGUACUUGGACGAGCAAGAUAUGGGAGAUGGUGGGCUGUUUUCGGUUGUGGGGAGCCCUACGAGAACUGAUUACUCUCGCGUUCCAGGUUUUUCCUCAGCCUAGCGGUCUUGAAUUGGAUGUGUUAUUCUUUUGGAGUUUCAAUUUCGCGAUGGUGAUAUUUUUCGAGCAUGGCAGAGAAUUUGCUCUUUGGAGGCAUAUUGUAGCAACGAUUUUCUCCGGUUAGAUAAUGAAUCUUGAAUUGAUGUUAGUUUAUCCCCCUUUGUAAAUUUGCCAGUGUGAAUUCACUCCAUCCAGGCUUCCUUAAUUCGUGGGAAAAUCAAUAUAUAGCUGUUUUACCUUACCACACAAUGUUUUGUUAGUUCAAGUGUGGUUAAUGAAAGUUGUAUCUUUGUUGCAGAUAAAUGAUUUCUCUGAAUUUUGAAGCUAAGCGUUCAUUUA